AUGAGGAAAGUGAAAUUUGGGGCAGGAUUUGAAAUUGAAACCGUGCCACCAGAGAUGGUGGUUGUAACCUCUUCUGUUUCAAUUUUUUGGUUCUUCUUAGGCGAGUCUCUGGAAUUUGAAGGUUCGACCCCUAUAUUAGUCUGGUAUGGAACAAGUGACGAUGAUCUCGCAAGUGGAGCUCUGGGAAGUUUUGAACGAAGCUGCUUCCGGAGGAAAAUAUGCAAAAAGAGUCAAACUGAAAUUAGAAAUCAAAUUAGAGAACAGCAAUUAGAACAAGCAGCUGACAAGUCCGAAGAUUCUUCUUCCGAUUAUGAUUUUGAAGUUGUUGACAAUGAGAGUUUAUCUGAGGAUGAAGGCUCCACAAGUGAAUCAGGAUCCGAACAGAGUGUACUCUCUGACGAUGAGGAUGUUGUCUCAAGUAAUGAUGAUGACGACGACGACGAUGAUGAUGGGAGCGCUGGUGAUGAUGAUGGGAAUGAUGAUGAUACUAGAAAUAGCAGCAAAGUGGAUGAAGGGGAAAGUGAUGACUCCCGUGAAGUAAUUGAGGAAAGUGAUUCAUCUGAAGAUGAGGUUGCUCCUCGUAAUACUGUUGGUAGCGUUCCAUUAGAAUGGUACAAGGAUGAGGAACAUAUUGGAUAUAAUUUAGCAGGAAAGAAGAUCAAGAAGAAGGAAAGACAGAAUAAGCUGGAUUCAUUUCUUGCAAGUGCUGAUGAUUCCAAGAGUUGGCGUAGGAUAUAUGAUGAGUAUAAUGAUGAGGAAGUGGAGCUAACCAAGGAAGAUACUAAACUUAUCCGCAGAUUAUUGGAAGGAAAGGCCCCACAUGCUGAUUUUGAUCCAUAUGAGCCGUAUGUUGAUUUUUUUGCUUGGGAUGACUCCAAGCAUCCACUUUCCAAUGCGCCAGAACCAAAGAGACGUUUUAUUCCUUCAAAAUGGGAGAGUAAAAAGGUUCUCGAGCUUGUCCGGGCAUUCCGAAUGGGACGUAUAAAGUUUGAUGAUAAACCUAAGGAAAAGUCGAAUCUUUAUGAUGUGUGGGCAGAUGAUUCUAGCUUGACAGAACGACAAGGAUUGGCACAUAUUCCCGCACCGAAGUUCAAGUUGCCAGGUCACGAGGAAUCUUUCAAUCCUUCUGGAGAAUACAUCCCAUCACAAGAAGAAAUUAAUGCCCUCCAGCUCAUUCUUGAGGAAGACCGUCCUAAAUUUAUUCCCCAGCGGUUCGAGUUCUACCGAAGUGUUCCUGCUUAUGAUAAAGCUGUUACUGAAAGGUUUGGUCGUUGCUUGGAUCUUUAUCUAUGCCCUCGAGCUCGGAAAAAACGGAUUAAUAUUGAUCCUGAGACGUUGAAGCCUAAGUUGCCAAGUCGUAAAGAUCUUAAACCUUAUCCAACAACAUGUUAUCUGGAGUACAAAGGUCAUAAAGGUCCUGUCAUUUCAGUUACUACAGAAUCUACCGGUCAAUGGAUUGCUUCUGGUUCAAAUGAUGGAAGUGUUCGUGUUUGGGAGGUUGAAACUGGAAGAUGUCUUAGGGUCUGGGAUAUAGGCGAACCUGUUCAGCAAGUUUUAUGGAAUCCUCUGCCUGAGCUUCCUUUAUUAGCAAUUGCAGCGGGUCAGGAUGUGUUUAUUUUGAACACUGGAUUAGGAAGUGAAGAAGAACAGAAAAUGAUUGAAGAGCUUCUGCGUAUUGAAACCCCAACAGCACCGGAUGAUUCUGACAAGAAUGCAUCCUUUAUCAGCUGGGGUCCCGAUGAGAAGCAUGGGGGAAUCAGGUUGAAACACUUUAAGACUGUAUCUUCAUUAGAGUGGCAUCGCAAGGGAGACUAUCUUUCAACGCUUAUGCCACAUGGUGAAUCAAGAUCAGUAUUAAUCCACCAACUCUCUAAGAAACUUACCCAAAGAAUACCUUACAAGUUGAGAGGACUUCCUGUUUCAUCUGCCUUCCAUCCGAUUCGUUCUAUAUUCUUCAUUUCAACGAAGAAGGAUGUUCGUGUUUAUGAUCUGUUAAAGCAGAAGCUUCUUAAGAAGCUUGAACCUGGAGUGCGUGAAGUUUCCUCCAUUGCUAUUCACCCUGGUGGUGAUAAUGUCAUUGUGGGAAGCAAAGACGGAAAAUUGUGCUGGUUUGACAUGGACCUUUCUUCUCAGCCUUAUAAAGUCCUCAAGCCUCAUAAAAAAGACAUCAACAAAGUCUCUUUCCAUCGUUCAUACCCUUUAUUCUCGUCAUGCUCAGACGAUUGCACUGCAUAUGUUUUCCACGGAAAGGUUUAUUCGGAUCUGAAUCAGAACCCUUUAAUUGUUCCCCUGGAGAUUCUACGUGGGCAUGCCAGUGCGGAUGGAAGAGGAGUUCUGGACUGCAAGUUCCAUCCAAGGCAACCAUGGCUAUUUACUUCAGGCGCCGAUUCAGUUAUCAGGCUCUAUUGUUAUUAA
Fraxinus pennsylvanica is the source of this 2415-nucleotide messenger RNA. NCBI's taxonomy places the organism in Eukaryota, Viridiplantae, Streptophyta, Magnoliopsida, Lamiales, Oleaceae. The record is from the annotation of a GenBank genome assembly.